UUUUUAAAGUAUUAGAGUUAUUAAAUUAAAUAUCAAAAAUUAAAAUUCAAAAUUGAAUUAUUUAUAAUAUUAUUUUUUUAUAAAAUCAAAAUUCAAUUGGGACAAAUGUGGGAUGCAACCCCCAAAUAUGGUUGGUUUUGCUUGACUUUAUAUAAAUGGAAUGGCGAGUUUAGACGAUCCUAGCUUGUUACAAUAAUGAGACUCUAUCUGGACCUGAUAGAUUUGGAGCGGAUUUGGUCUGGAUCUGGGCCAUUUACAGGUCUAGACAUGAGUAACAACUUGAAUAGAAAGCACAACAAUGAAAUAAAUGCCAUGACUUCGAGGGUUGAAAGUAAGAGGUAGGAAGAACGUAUGCAAAUCAUGAAGAAUCAAGUACAAUGUUGCUAAUACUUUUUCUUCUUUAUUAUUAAUUUUUUAAUCCUCAUUUGGAAGAUCACGUAGUACAAUUAUUUAGACUUGUUCGAUUAACCUUUGUCUUUUUGUUGGAAUACCAAAAAUAAAGAAUAAAUUGAUAGACUAUAUUUUAAAAGAGUGCAGUUGUAAGUUAUAGAUUAAUAGAUGACUGAUUAGAGUAAUUAUAGGGAUUGUACAAAAGUCAAAACUUUUUAUUUUGUAGAAUUGUCUAAUUCCUUGAUUGUUGUACAUUCUAGAUGGCAAGUUUUUAGAUCUUUUGUUUAUAUAAUUUUGUAUAGAAGAGUAUUCCAUAUGAUUGAAAUUUUUCUUUCAUCUAAAAACUACUUUCUGUUCAUGGUAUCAGAGCUAGCGACUACUGGACGAUUCCUUCAUGUCCGAUUAAGUCAACCAUACUUACCAGUUCCUAUUCUUAUGGAGGACAAUCGCUCUUCUUUUGGCAACCCUUUUGCCACUUCUUUAAUCUCUAAUGUUCCAUCUCGGCUUAUUCCUUCCAACACCUCAAACCUUGAUUUUCGUUCCUUUCAAAACACCCAACACAUUGAAUGGGACUAAUUUCUAGGAAUGGUUUCAAUCAGUGUUGCUGGUUAUGAAGGGUAAAGGAAAGGUAGGCUAUCUUGAUGGCUCACUUCCCAUGCCUCGAACAACGACACCUCACUACUCAACCUGGGAUGCUAAGAAUUUGAUUGUGAUGACUUGGCUCAUCAAUUCCAUGGAGCCGAAGAUGAGAAAGACAUACUUGUUUUACAAAAUUGCAAUGGAUAUUUGGAUAGCUGUGCAAAAAAUUUAUUCAGACCUGGAAAACACCUCACAAUGCUUUGAGAUUCGAUUUGUCAUCAGGACUACUCGACAAGAUACUAUGUUAGUUACUGAAUACUACAAUAUUUUAACAAAAUUGUGGUAGGAAAUGGAUUUGUUCUAUGACAUAAACUGGCACUAUUCUGAAGAUAGUGCCAAAUAUGCCAAGAUUCUUGAGAAGGAGUGAGUGUUUGAUUUCAUGCACGGACUCAACAAGGACUUUGAUGAAGUAUGCAGCUAACUCCUAGGUUCUAAACCUUUUCCUUCUAUUCAUGAGGCCUUUGCUGAAAUUAUAAGAGAGAAAAGCUGCAAGAAACUGAUGCUUAACAACUCAUCUCCUCAGAUUCCAGAUAGAGAACAAAUGGAGAUUUUGAAAACUCUAUUUUCCCAUCCAAGGUCUCUAAGGAACUUGAACCUAUAAUCUCCAAUGUUGCAGUCUCAGUUGCUCAAUGAGGACUUGUUUUUGGGGAAGAUGAUUAGCAAUGCUGAAGGAAAGAAUGCUUCUACUGCAUCUUGGUGGAGAGAAUAUAGGCUACUCCGGCAUAGCUUUACAAGAUACGGAAUGAGUGGGGCUUCUAGAAAGCGCAAGUCUCUGUGGGAUAGGGAUACGAAAGAAGAACCUCAGAUUCAGGCUCAAGUCGGUGAAAAGAAUCCUUGGCAUGGGGAAGAAAGCUAUUCCAGUCUUCAGCCAUCCUGGCAAGGACCACAAGGAAACAAUGGCCAGAAAGAUGACAACAGAGACCUGAAUGAUGUUGUGGGAACUGGAAGGACUUGUGAUGGGGAUAAGAGCUAUCGUAUGUCUCCUGGCUUCCAUGCACCGGGACAGCAAAGCCUAGGCUAUUCCCAUGAAAAAAGUUGGAGCCAGUCCCACAGAUACAGGAGGAGUAGGAGCAGAAGCCUGAGCAAGAGUAGGAGUAGAAGCAGGAGCAGCAGCAGGAGCAGGAGCAGAGGGAGAGGCAGGGACAGGAGUCGGAGCCAUAGCAGAGGCAGGAGCAGGGACUGGGGAAGGGGCAGGAGCAGGAGCAGGAGCCCACUUGGUGACUAUAGACGAGAAUCACAUAGAUUGAAUGACAACCGAAGUAGGUUUCCACCAUCAUCUCAAUUGUGUAGAGACUAUGCAGCAGGAAAAUGUAGAAGAGGCAGUCAGUGUAGGUACCUUCAUCAGGAUAAUCUCAAUCACAAGGAUGGGGAACGAUUAGAGAAAGAACAGACAGACAGAUGGAGAAGUAGACAGGAAGAUGGGCGAAAUCGUUAUGAUGGAGAGAAGGAUGAGUUCUUGAGGAAUACUGGCAAACCUGCAAUGAUUUGUAUUGAUUUUCUAAAAGGUAGGUGCCACAGGGGAUCAUCAUGCAGAUAUCCUCAUCAUGAUGCUACUGGUGAUAACAAAGAUAGAAGCAAUAAAUAUUCAUCAUCUGAUCAUGGUUACAAGCGACAACCGCGCAAGAGUACUCCCUGCAAGUAUUUUUUGAUGGGAAAAUGCCAGAGGGAUGACUGUAGGUUUUCUCAUGAUGAUCCAGCACAUGGUAACCUUGAAGGAAAGCCACUCGAUGAUAAGUGGGGCCGUGAUUUUGAUAACAUGAAUAAACCAUUGAAUGGUUCAGAAUGGGGUGCACCAACUUCUGUCUUGGACACUGCAGUGAACACUGGGUCCGGUAAUACUGGAAAAGGGUCUUCAAUAACUGCUGAGAAGUAUGCUGAUAAUGCAUGGGGCCAUAGUUUGGAUGAGAAUAACAAACAAUGGAAUGGUCCAAAAUGGAGUGAUGUAGCUGGUGUUUCAGGGUCUGCAAAGUCUUCUUGCUGGGGUGAUAAUAAUGUUGAAAAUGUGGAUUUAACUAAUCUGAUGAAUGCUGAGAAACAUGUUAGUAAAUGGGAUCAAAAUUUGGAUGAUGAGAGCAGAAUGCUAGGGGGUACAGUAUGGAAGGAUAAGACUGGUGAGACAUAUGAAAAUGCAUCCUCUAACUGGGGGACUGGUAGUAAUAUUGUGAAGAUGGGUGUUAGUCUAUCGGAGAACAUGGAUAAAUCAUUUGAUAGAGAAAAUCUCCCACUUCCUCCUCAUUUGCAACCUCAAACUCCAUAUGCAACCUCAAAGAAUGUUCUUGAACAAAAGAUAUUGCCAGGAGCUUCAGGCCAGCAGCUUGGUACCGUAGUCAUGCACUCGGUGUUUCCUGUAAAUUCCCAGAUACUGCAGCACCAUAGUAAGAUAGGGGACAGUGAUGAUUCUAACUCAGUCACCAAAGCAAACAUCAGCGGAAAUGCUAGACAUCCUAAUCUUGUGCCUGGAGAGAGUAUAAUUCAAAAUGCUGAUAAUUUUGGCUCUCUAACACCAAGUUUUGCUGGAAUCAGUCAAACUCAGCAUGGUACUUCUGGAAACCCCACAAAUGGGCAUAAUAUUGAUUUGAAUGGCCCGGCGCAACAGAAUUUCUUUUCUUCCAAUCUUCAAAUACAGGCACAAAUUCAGCAUGGAGAAUCUGCCAAAACAAUAAAUAAUCCGGGAUUGCAUCAGAGCAUUAUGAACAGUGAGCAGGUUGGGCAAAUAACAAAAUUUCCAGCAUCUCUAACUCAGAUAUUAGGGAAUGGGCAACUUCCUCAGCUAUAUGCCGCACUGAAUCCCCCAAAUUCCAGGGAAUUGGUGUCUUCUCAUCCUGAUUCUGUGAGUCUUCCACCUCCCACUACUUUAGUGGGCUCUCAGCAUGUUCCACCUGCUGUGUCCCAGGAACAAUAUGAUCCUGUAGGUAACAGCAUUGAAACCAAUAAACCCAGCAACUCCAAUCAACCCCCUGGAUUUUUGUUAAACCGUGUUGAGCAGAAAAAUCAAAUGCUUUUGGAACGACCAUCUCCAUCAUCUGCUGUUGGGGUCGACUCUGCCAAUCUCCACAAUAAUGGCUGCCCUGACGAUAAUCACCACAGAAGUCCGGAGUUGGGACAGCAGAAGGCAACUGAAAAUUCACAAAUUGAGGAAGAAAAUAAAACAGAAGAUGAGAAAUGCAAGCAAGAGCCUGAAAAAUCUUGUCAAGGAAAUGUGGACUCAGACGUUAAGGUUGAGGACGGCACUAAUGGGAAGGAUGAAAAGGCAAUGCGGUUAUUUAAAAUUGCACUUGUGGAGUUCGUUAAGGAGAUUCUAAAGCCCAAAUGGAAGGAAGGCCAGAUGAGCAGGGAAGUUCACAAAACCAUAGUAAAGAAGGCGGUUGAUAAAGUGACCAGCACAAUUCAGGGUGCCAACAUCCCAAAAACGCAAGAAAAAAUAGACCAAUACCUCUCAUAUUCGAAAACCAAGCUUACCAAACUUGUUGAGGCCUACACAGAGAGACUUCUGAAGAGUUCUUAGAAUGGCCAGUGCUGCGCUGCUCUGCUCAGGCUUUUUGCCCCUUACCUUAGUUGUAUUGGACAUUUAGUUUUCUUUUGUGCAUUCGUGGGUUCUCUGAAGCCGCUUCUCUUAAUUUCUCUGCCUCUGCCACUCUGCCACUGCCACUGCCACUGCCACUGUCAGCCUCAAGCCUGUCUUUAUAAUUAUGUGAUAUUAUUACUAUUAUUCUGUUUAGUGCUCUCCAACUUGUAGAUAUUUCGUAUGACUGACAAAUGAUGAAGACUUAACCAAGUAGGCUUCUUUU
Molecule: messenger RNA, 4817 nt
Organism: Diospyros lotus (date-plum)
Lineage: Eukaryota; Viridiplantae; Streptophyta; Magnoliopsida; Ericales; Ebenaceae
Product: zinc finger CCCH domain-containing protein 55-like
Exons: 7
Coding region: 1637-4534 (965 amino acids)
Molecular function (GO): metal ion binding
Source: RefSeq, a predicted model, not a curated record